AUGAACUCGAAAUUUUUGAAUAAUUAAACUUCAAAAAUAUAGGAUAUUGGGCCUUUGAUUUAUAUGUUUUGUGAAAUUUACAAAGGAGAAUAAUUUUUUGAAGUGUAAAAUGCAUCAGGAAUUAAUGGCAUAAAGUAAGAUUGGUUGUUUAAGAUACCCCAAAUUUAACGCUAAGAUAUAACAGAGUUAAUUAAAUAUUUAUUGAGAAACCCAGAUGGAUUAAAUUAUGAUUAAGCAAUUCAAAAGUUUACCAACCUAAAUUCUUUUUUUUCAGAAGCAAAUUAAUCAUAAAACAAGAGUUUUCAACAAAUUUAAUAGCCCCCGGCUAGAAAUAAUCUCAAUUCUUCCAUCACUUCGAUUAUAAAUGUUCCAACUGAAUAAUUUCCUAGACGUCAAUUUAUUUUAACUCAAUAAUUAGGAGCAGGAGGAGAAGGAGUUGUUUAUAAAGCAACACCAAUAAAUGAAUCUUUUUAUAAUGCCGAUGUUGCCGUAAAAAUUUAAAAUUCAAUUAAAAAUGAUGAACUCAAUUUUAUUAAAAGUUUGAUUGAUUAUUAAUGUAACUUAGAACCAAAGUCUUUGAAAAAAAGUAAUCUGAUCAGACUUUAUGAAUUAUAUAAGUGGAAUAAUAAUCAAUUAAUAGUUAUGGAACUUGGAGGAAAAAAUUUGUUUAACUUUUUAACAGAGAAAAAAUAUUAAUCAGAAAUGGAGAAGUUAUAAAUAUGUUAAUAAAUUACUUAGGCUAUUGCUUUUCUUCAUGAAAAACAGAUAUUUCAUAGAGAUAUUAAGCCAGAAAACUUUAUUCAAUGUGGUAAUAUAUUCAAAUUAAUUGAUUUUGGUUUAAUCAAAAAUAAAAACCAAAAUGUGAAAUUAACAAAAAUGGUUGGAACUCCUCUAUACCAGGCUCCAGAAAUACUCUAAGGAUCUGAUGAAUAUUCAUAUUCUGUUGAUAUAUGGUCGUUAGGAUGUCUAUUUUUUGAGAUUUUCAAAUAUGAACCAUUAUUUAAUUGUACCAAUAUAGAACAAGUUAAAAAUGCAGUUGUACUACAUUGCAAUAACCAGUAAACCCUCAAUAAUUAAAUAGAUUAAUUAUAAAUCAAAUAGGAAUUAAAAAACCUAAUUAAAUAAAUGGUUCAUCCAUUACCAAAUAGUAGACCAACUAUUCAAAAUGUUUUAACAUAACUCUAACCAUCUAUACCUUAAGCAUAAUCAAUUAUACCCAUAGCAUAAUCAGCUUUCGCCUUUAAACCAUCAUUAUCCUUAGUAUAAUAGUUCUAGCCAUAAAAAAUAAAAGGAUAAGAAGAUGUUAAACUACAGAGCGCAAUAAAUGAUUAUUUGAUGUCUUAAAUUAGUAAGUCAAACUAUUCUAUUUAAAUUUUAUAACCAAAAGAUUUAGAAUAAAUAUUCAAAAAUAUUUCUGAUAAAUGUAUUACAUUUUUAAAUGAGGAGAUAAAGAAUUAGUUUCCAACAUAAUAAUAGUUAAGUUGGCUGGGAAAACAAGCAGAUAAUUUUUGUAACAAGCCAACCACUAAAGUAAAUAUGCUAUCUCCUAAAAAUUAUCAGAAAAAUAUAGUAGAUGAAAUUGACCCUAAUUUUGAUUCUGAAAUUCACAUAAAUGAGGUUAAAAGCUAACGUUAUAGCUAACACAAUAAUAAAUAAAACUAAAUAAAUUAUAAUGGAUUUGGGCAAUCCGUGAUAAAUCCUUAGACUAAACAUGGAUCAAUUACAAAUAAUUGA
This is a messenger RNA of Paramecium tetraurelia, 1734 nucleotides long. RefSeq lists its product as uncharacterized. NCBI's taxonomy places the organism in Eukaryota, Ciliophora, Oligohymenophorea, Peniculida, Parameciidae. Gene Ontology annotation, cellular component: cytoplasm; nucleus. Gene Ontology annotation, biological process: mitotic DNA damage checkpoint signaling; protein phosphorylation. Gene Ontology annotation, molecular function: protein serine/threonine kinase activity; ATP binding. The record is from RefSeq and is a predicted model, not a curated record. The transcript is spliced from 4 exons.